AUGUUUAAAUUUGUUGGACUAAACUCUACUGCUACUAAAUCAGUAGCUAUGAAAAGAUUAACCACUGUUUCUACUAGAAGAUUAUUUAAUACAGAAUCUACAUCCACUGUUCAAGCUCAAAAAUUACUAGAGGCUCAACGUGGUGCCAGACCAAUUUCCCCACAUUUGACCAUUUAUCAACCACAAUUAACAUGGUAUUUGUCUUCUGUUCAUCGUGUUAGCGGUGUUUUUAUGGGGUUUGUCUUUUUUGGUACCACAAUUGCCUUUGGUGUUUCUUCAUUAUUCAAUUUGGGCUUGAAUACUGAAAAAUUAGUUAAAUAUUAUCAUGAAAAAAUCCCAGCCUGGUUUGACUACACUGUCAAGGGUGGGUUUGCUUAUAUAUUUGCUUUCCAUUUCGGUAAUGGUAUUAGACAUCUGAUUUGGGAUACUGGUAAGGCUUUUACCAUCCCUGGUAUUUACAAAACAGGUUAUGCCGUUUUGGCUUUGACUGCUGUAGCUGGUUCAUACUUGUUUAGCUUGGGGGUUUAG
Molecule: messenger RNA, 528 nt
Organism: Saccharomycodes ludwigii
Lineage: Eukaryota; Fungi; Ascomycota; Saccharomycetes; Saccharomycodales; Saccharomycodaceae
Gene: SDH3
Product: succinate dehydrogenase cytochrome b subunit SDH3
Exons: 1
Coding region: 1-528 (175 amino acids)
Biological process (GO): tricarboxylic acid cycle; mitochondrial electron transport, succinate to ubiquinone
Cellular component (GO): membrane
Molecular function (GO): succinate dehydrogenase activity; electron transfer activity
Source: RefSeq, a predicted model, not a curated record